Molecule: messenger RNA, 10275 nt
Organism: Acanthocheilonema viteae
Lineage: Eukaryota; Metazoa; Nematoda; Chromadorea; Rhabditida; Onchocercidae
Source: the annotation of a GenBank genome assembly
AUGUACAAAGUGUUACGUUCAUAUUCGAAGAAGACGGAACGUAAGCAUGAAUUAACACGUUCAAGUGGUGAAAAAGUUAAUGGUUAUUCGGCAACUGAUGGCUCAUCUCCAAUCUAUAGUAUAUCACCAUCAUAUGGUGGUACAAUUGUGGAAGAUGUACGUAACGGUCAAAUUGUUCCAAUAGAUAGAAAUGGACGAAUUGAAGCAGCAUGGCCUAGUGGACAGGCAUUCUCGGAGAGUUCUUCCUAUGAAGCACGAGAACAUUUUGAGCGUAAAGUUCAGCGUGUUAAGAAAACACGCGGUGAACGAGAUAGUAAUCGGAAAUCGAAAAAGAGCAGAGUAUCAGAAGUACUGUCCAGUACAGAUGGUGUAUCAGCACGAGAUGCUCUAUUACAAUGGGCGCAAGAUGUUACACGCGGAUAUCCGGGUGUUAAUGUUCGCAAUUUUACCAGCAGUUGGAGAGAUGGUUUAGCCUUCAAUGCUAUCUUGCAUCGUUAUCGACCAAAUCUUAUACAGUGGAGUAAAAUAAUUGAUGCGAAUGUAUCAGCUCGAGAUCGUCUCAAUAGUGCAUUUGCAGCAGCUGAAAGUGAAUUUGGUGUUUCCAGACUAUUAGAUGCAGAAGAUGUUGACGUGGAUGUACCGGACGAGAAGAGUAUCAUCACUUACGUCUCUUCACUUUACAACGCUUUGCCACAUACCAAUGAAUUGAGCAAAUACGAAGAUGUGAUGUAUGAGUAUGAACGUGAAGCAAUGGAAUGGUUACAUUGGGUAGAGCGAGCAACACGUCUAAUGGACGAUCGUCAGCUGCCGACAAAUUUGGGAGAGUUACGACGACUGGAACAUGACUUGGAGCGAUUUAAAUCUGAAGAUUUACCACCGAAAGCAAGCGAAAAACAACGUUUAGCGGAUCAUUACGCUGAACUUUAUCAACUUUUCGAACGCACCGAACAUUUGCAUAUUCCUACAGAGUUAAGCACGCAAAAUCUGGAUCGAUCCUGGCAACGAUUACUUCGUUCACUCAACGAACGAUUCAAUCUGAUCGAGGAACAAGCCGAAGUUCAGGGUUCAACAACUGAUAUUAUUAGUCGUUUGGCACGUGGUAUUGGCAUAACGAAUGAGAAGUUGGAUCAUAUUUUGAACAGAAUUGAAGAUGCUGAAUCACGAAUUGAUACAUUACGACCAGCAGACUUGCAACGUCUCAUUGAUGGAAUUAUUGAUGAUCUUGUAGCAUUGGAAGCACCGAUUACUGGAUUUUUUGAGGAUGUAGAUCAACUUAAGCGUUUACGUCAUCCGGAAUCGAACGAUUACUAUCAACAGGUGUAUGGAUUAGAACAACGUCGUCAGGCUUACCUGUCAAGAUUACGAACACAAUUUGUGACACGUCUUGGUAUUCGAACAGAACAACUAUUGCGAGAGAAUGAGCAACGACGUGAAUCAGUACGUCGCAUAACAUUUGGACGCGUAGAAGAUUGCAUACAGUGGAUUCGUUCACGCUUGAGAAAGUUAUCAGAAAUGGAAUUUGUUGAGGAUUUGGAGCAGCUGGAAAGUAUGUUUGAAGAACACAAAGUUGACAACCACGAAAUACAAGACUUCCGACAGAGUGUUGACGAGUGCAUUGCUAGACAGGCAGAGAUAUCUGCGGAAGAUACCCACGAAUACUGUGAAUUGCUUAGCAUAUUGGAAAGCGAAUAUCAGCAAUUGCGGGAUUUAUCAGCCGGACGUAUGCUUGAUUUGGAUACUUUGAUUGCAUUUAUUCGUGGAGCACAACACGAAAUUGUAUGGAUUAAUGAGAGGGAAGAUAUUGAAGUUUCUCGGAAUUGGUCCGAUAUCAAACAACUCGAUUUACCAAUGCUACAGAAUUAUUACAAACAACUUCUUCAUGAAAUCGAGCUUCGAGAGUCACGUUUCAAUGACGUGCACAACAAAGGCGCAGCCCUGCUAAAUCAAGGUCAUCCAGCGAUCCAUGUAAUUGAAUUUUAUUUAAAUGCAAUGCAGCGGAAGUGGGAUUGGUUAUUAGCACUGUCGAAAUGUCUUGAACAACAUUUGCGCGAUGCACUCAAUCUUAAUUCGUACAUGGAAGAUGCGAGUGCUGCAGAAGAAUGGAUGAUUAAACAGUCUGAAAUGUUAGGAAGAAAGUACAAUAGAAGUGAAUUUUCACUGGAAGAAGGUGAACAAAUGUUACGCGAAUUGGAUGAAAUCAGUGAAUUAAUCAAAAAAUAUCACAGUGUUCUGAUGACACUCACCGAGCGAAGUUCCCAAAUUUCACCUCUGUGGCAACGUGGUGAACGAAUUCAAAGACCAAUUCCGGUUGUCGCUUUAGCUGAUUACAUUGAUAAAGAUAUUACAAUUAGAGAAGGCGAUGAAUGUAUGUUAACCGAUAAUUCGGAUCUGAUACAUUGGAAUAUUCGUGGACCAGAUGGUACGGAAGUUUCGGUACCAUCCGUAGUUUUCCGUAUUUUACCGCCAGAUGCUCAUAUUAUUACAUACCUUAAUCGAUUACAUACAAGUCUGGAAAAAUUACGCCGACUUUGGGGACAGAAACAUCGAAUGGUUCGAUAUAAUAUGGUAUUAAAUACAAUGGCUCAGAUACGUGGUUGGGAUCUGAAUACUUUUGCUGCAAUGACUCCGGAAGAAAGGGAUGCGAUCAUUAAAGCUUUGAAUGAUGAUGCCCACAAACUGAUUUCCGAGCUGGAACCGAAUGAUCCAUUAGCGAUGCGGCUUAAAGGAGAAUUGAAACUAACCAAUGAACAUUUCUACGAUCUUCUAAAUCAAAUGAAUCGUCCCAAAGAACCCGAAGUUGGAGCUCAAUUUGAUACGAAAAUUGCGGAGUUACUUAAUAAACUUGACGAAGCAUAUCAAAAUCUGAACGGUCGGGUUAUGCAGAACAUUCCAAGAUCACGAGAAGAGCUUGAAAGGCUGACCGUUGGACAUAAGGAUUUCGAAGAUGGAUUGCAAGCAUUAGACGUUGAUGUAUCAACUGUUAAUGAGCUGUUUCGACAAAUUCCCGAACCAACGCCCUCGCAACGAGCUAAUUUCGAUCAUUUAAGUGGUCGUUGGGAGGAUUUAUGGGAACUGUCAAGAAUGUAUGUUGAACGAUUAAAGUCUUUGGAAGCUGUGUUAAAUGGACUUGUCGAGGUAAUCGAUAUUGUACGACAACAUGAAAUUAUGCUCAAUUCAUUUGAUGAUAUGCCAGCCUCGUUGGAUAAAUUGCGAGGCGUUCAUUCGCAGUUGCUUGAAUUGAAUAUGGUAUUGCAACAACAACAGACAAUCGUUGAUGCUCUCAAUCGUAAUAUUGCUCUGCUACGUCAGCAUGUUUCACGAACUCGCCAAUCACCGAAUCAUCCAGAUGUUGAUCGACUAGAAGACGAAGUGCAAACAUCAACCGUUCGAUGGGAAAAUGUUUGUUCGCAGGUGGUCGAUCGCUUAAAAACUACUGAACAUGCUCUGCAAACCCAAAUGGUUUACCGUACCGAAUAUGAAAAUGAAAUCAGAUGGCUUGACAAUGUCGAAGCAACUAUUAAUAGUUUACGCAAACCAGAAGAACUUCGCCCAGAGCAGUAUCAACAGCAGUUAGACCAACUUAUUGCCGAAUAUUCUCAGUUACAAGAACGUACUGAGGCAGUAGAAAAUGUGAACCGUGAAGGUGGAAAAUUCAUUCGUGAAGCGAAGGGUUAUGAUAAUCAUUUGGUGCAGUACAUGGAAAAUAUCAUCAACAUUCAUGGACCGGACAUCCGAAAUAACUUCCGUCGUUCAAUACCGCAACCGAAAAAUGGGGUUCAACAAGUAACGGAAGAAUUAGAACAUCUAAAUAGACGAUUUGCUCAGCUGAGUUCACUAAUACUUGAACGUCGCAACAUAAUGCAAGUACUAAUUCAAAAUUGGAGGCGGAAAAAACAGGAAGAGGACGAACGAAGACGAGCAGAAGAGGAGGAGAAACGUCGCCAGUUUGAAGCAGCUCGGUUGAAAGCACUGGAGGAUGCUGAUCGCCUCCGCAAGCAACGUAAAGCUGCUGAGGAUGCACGUCGAGCAGCUGAAGAAGCUGACCGUUUACGCCGUGAACGUGAAGCGGCAGAGAAUGCACGCCGAAGAGCGGAAGAUGAAGCGAGACGAAGAAUGGAGGAAGAUGCUAGACGUAGAGCUGCAGAAGAUGCAGCCAGACGAAAAGCUGAAGGAGAUGCGGAACAGGAAAGGAAAAGAAAAGAAGAGGAAGAGCGUCGUCGCCGAGAAGAGGAAGAGCGUCGUCGUCGAGAAGAGGAAGAUCGUCGUCGUCGAGAAGAGGAAGCAAAGAGGGAACGUGAAAGGAAGCGAUUGGAUGAUGAACGCCGGCGAGCGGAAGAAGACCGUCGUCGGCAGGAGGAAAAUGAGCGGCGUUUACGUGAAAAAGAACAACCAAAAAUGCCUAACCUGAGUCAUGGCAUGCAACAGGCAAUUGUAUCCGAGGGUGGUGAGCUGGAAGAAUUUGAAGAGAGUCGAGAUGUUCCGGAGAGAGCAACAAUAGCGGAACAUGAGGAUGAAAUGCAAAUGUAUCAGGAAGAAACAAUUACUAAAACACAAUUUUAUGAAAUGGAGGGCAUUUUGCACAAGCAAACGGGCGAAAUUUUGACCUUUGUUGAGGCGAUACGCCAAGGAUUGCUAGAUUUACAUUCCGGUGGAGGGGAAUUCUACGAUAUUGUUUCGGGUGCUAGAAUUAGUUUGGAGAAAGCUGCGGAAUUAGGGUACAUUGAUGGUGGUUUUCAUGAAGUGCUUAACACUCAUUAUGGUGUGCGUCAUCCCGAAACUGGUGAAAGUUUAUCUCUAUUAGAAGCCAUCCAGAUCGGCUUGUAUGAUCCGGAUAUCCGUCAAUUGCGAGAUAUUGAAACAGGUGAUAUCCUGCCAAUGUACGACUGUAUUUCUCGAGGAAUCAUAACACUUGAUACACAACAUCGACUGGUUAAAAUGGGCAUAUUAAAGCUACCACCUUUACCACUAGAAAGCGCUAUUGAACAAGGUGUCAUAAAUAAGGAGACGGGUUACUUCACCGGAAAGUACACGAGAGAGACAAUGCCACUGAAAGAUGCCCUCUACAACGGAUACAUUCAGAUCAGUGGAUGCCGUCCGCAUACGAUGAUUGCAGUCACUCUGUCUGAUUGUCUUGAAAUGGGCUUAAUUGAUGGUUACACUGGUGAAUUUGUGGACAAACAUAGUGGCGAGAAAAUCACCUUACGCGAAGCUGUUUCGAAACAAUAUGCACUUUUAAAUUUGCACGUUCCAGAAAUUGUGAAAACGGAUGAAAAUCGGCGUAUUACAUUAGGUGAAGCAAUUGUACGUAAUGCAGUAAAUACUCGUCAAGGCAAUUUUAAUGAUUUGCUAAAAAGUCAAACUCUUACGCUUCAAGAAGCUUUUUCAAAAGAUUUCAUACAGAAACCGCUGACGCUUACAGAAAUUAGUCAAAAAGACUUGAUCGAUUCAACAAAUAGAUUCAUAGAUGGAGGCACCAAAAAUCGCUAUACACUAUUAGAAGCAGUUGCCGUUGGUUUAUUGGAUCCGGACAUACGUCAUAUCGUCGAUCCUGACGAAAAAGAUGUAGUUUCCAUUGCAGAAGCUUUAGAACGAGGAUUGUUAGAAUCUGAUGGGAGGAUUAUGCUUCAACAGCAGCAAAAAGUUUUUUCUGUAGAUGAAGCAGUUAGCGAUGGAUUAUUAAUCAAACGUGUACGACAUUCUAUUUUUAAUGUGAAAGGUAUCAAGAAUACGAAAACAAAAGAAAAUUUAACGUUUAAUGAGGCUGUAGAUUGUGGAGUAAUUAUACUGCAAGCUGAAAGAAUUGUAGACCUUGCUACCAAUGAAAGUUUCCUUAUAACUGAUUGUGCAGACAAAGAUUUAUUGGAUCCAAUGCUUUUCGAACUCCUGACGACAUCGUUAGGUAUAAGAAAUGGUUCGAGACAAGACAUGUCGGUGAUUCGUGCUGUAGCUAAGGGAUUCAUUGAUCCCCAAAAAGGUGUUUAUGUUGAUAAACGGACGAACAGAGAAUUAUCUCCGAAACAAGCAUAUGAUGAUGGAUUAUUAACUCUUAAAGGAGCCUUACAACUAUCAGGGAUACUUGACAUUCAUCCUUCUCUGGUAACACCAGUCAAGAAAAUUGAUCAUAAGAAGCGAAUUAGACGACCGGGCCAAAGGAAAGAUGCAACAACGGAUGAAGUGAAGGUGACAUUGGCAGAAGCUAUGAGACAAGGUUUAGUUGAUUCGCGUACACAUCGUUUUCGUCAAGGUGAUACUGAGAUGAGCUUUGAAGAAGCGUUAAGUCAAGGAUUAAUCCAUCCAUCUGAUGAAUGGAUAGUUCCGUCUAAAGCAAGUGCCGGUCCUACUGUAGAGGAGAAGAUAACUGAAUCAGUAACUGAAACAGCACAACAACUAGCGCCGAAAUUUUACCCAGAUAAAAAUAUUGAAGAAACUGUAACAACUGUUAAGAAAGUGAGAAAAACAGAAACAACAGCAUUGGGUGGUCCAGGUGGUGUUUCUGUUUAUCGCGCAGUUACGGGUAGUAAAGAUUCAUUUGAAAUACCAGCUGAUGGUUAUCAUAUUUUGGAGGCAGAACGUAAAAAUUAUGUAAACCUUAAGACAGGAACUGUUUCUCUGCCAAAUUUAAGUCGAUCGCUAUCCUUACAAGAGGCAUUUCAAUUGAAUGUCCUUGACAGUAGAAAUGUUACUGUUGUAGAUCCAUCAACUGGCAGUCAUAUUUCUAUUACGGAAGCAAUGAAUAAGAAAACAAUUGAUAAAAACGGUUUUAUGGAACGAAAUGGUCAAAUGGUUAAUUUUGAAACGUUAAUUAAUAACAAGAUAGUGCUAGUGGAAGCUGAGGCACCAGCUGGAAUAGGAAGUUCGAAAAAGAAAAUAAUACAAUUUUCACCAGGUUCUGAGGCAGUCAUAAGUUUUCGUCCAAUUGGAACUCCAACUGUAGAAGAAACAGAGCAAUCGUGGACGUUUGAUUCAAGUAGAGGUGAACUGGUUGAUCAUGUUACAGGUGAACGACUUACUCUUGAUGCAGCCCUUGCUUUUGGUAAAAUCAGCCGUGAGGAUUUACGUGUCUUCGAUACUUUAACUGGACGUGAAAUGUCAUUUGAAGAGGCUGAAAAAUGGGGUGUUAUUGACGAGAAAGAUCGUUAUUAUUUGGAUAAACGAGAAAAUAAACGAUAUUCUUUGGCUCAAGCGGCUUUACAGCAUCGUGUUUUUCCAACAGGUGGUGUGCCUGAAAAUGCUUCUGAUGCGAUCCAUACCACUUAUAAAAUACAAAAGCGAAGUGAAUUAUCGAAAAAAGAAGCAUUGUUCGAUGGACCUACAGAAUAUACGGAGCAAACGUUGAUCAGUGCGUUGGAUUCAGGCUGGUACAAUGCACAAAGCGGUAUGUUUACCGAUCCGCAAACACAGAAGCAAAUGUCUCUGAAAGAGUCAAUAAUUAAAGGGUUAUUCAAUCCAUAUGACACAACUAUAUUGGAUAAACGUCGAAUGCGUGAAUUGUCACUUCUAGAAGCGAUAGAUGAAAAUAUUAUUAAUGAUAGAGAAGGAACGGUAUUGAAUACAGAAACAGGGAAAUUUACUGAUCUAAAAACAGCUCAUUCGCAAGGUCUUUUAAGAAGCAAAGGUUUACCACGCACUUUAGAAGGAGCUUUGAUAUCUGGAAAGCUUGAUUUAUCUACAGGCCGACUGUCAACUGCGGAUGGAGAUAAUAUUAAAAUUGAGGAUGCGAUUACAACUAAACUUAUCGAUAAUCAAAGUAUCGUUUUCCGUGAUCCAACAACAGGUGAAGAAUUGCCUUAUAAGAAAGCGGUUGAGAAUAAAAUUAUUGAUCCUGUUAAAGGCAUAAUUUACACGAAGAAUAUGACUGAAAUAAUGACCUUUCCGCAGGCUCUUACUAGUGGUGUUUUGAUUAGUUCUGGUUCGAGAACAUUUACUCCACAGAAACCUCAAUCAACACGCCUGGUAGAGCGGAAGUUGCAGCUUACUCCUUAUGCGCCAGAACCUGCAGAAAAAUCUACAGUUGCUAUCAUGGAACAACGUAGUUUAGGUGCAGGACGUCAAGAGAUGGUUGAUUUAGGUGGUGGAAAACAGGUAAUGGUGAAAGUUAUACGUGGAGAAGGAGGCAUUGAGAAAGGUGAAUAUGUUGAUCCAUCAUCUGGGAUGAAAUUUACAAUUCAAUUACAUGGUGAUCCGUAUAUGACUGAAGCUAAGACUGUUGUAAAAAGUACCGCACAGAUGCAAUCUAUUCAGUUGGAACCACAUGCUGAAUUUGUUGGUAUUGAUAAGAUAAGGGAUAAAAGAAAUGGUCGUGUCAUGUCAUUGCAAGAUGCUCAGCGAAUUGGUAUUGCACGCAUUGAUAAAAAAGGAAAGCAGAUGACGAAGACAUAUUCAGUUUUUAGAUCGAAUAUUCAAAAUGCUGUCACAAAAGGUGUAGUUGAUGCUCGUGGUGAAAAAUUAAGCUUGGAGGAUGCUGUUCGAGCGAAGUUAGUUGAUUUACAAAACUUAACUUAUCUCAAUCCAAAGACAGGUGAUGCUCUAACAUUAGCACAAGCGGCAAAUAUGGGUCUUGUUGAUGUUACCUUAUCGGAAACAUUACCGAAAGGUGUAUCGCAUCCAGCGAAUGGGGAAAGGAUAUCAGUUCAAAAAGCGAUAGAACUUGGUAUUAUAAAUCCGAAAACGGGUGAGGUAAAGAAUCCGUUCACUAACGAGAAAUUAGCUUGGUUAGAUAUUAUGAAACCGGUAUAUACAAGUCUUACGAUGGAAGGAGUUUAUGAUCCAACAAAAGGAUAUGGAGUACCUGUUCUAACCGCUCUUACUGAAGGUCUUAUUGAUGCUAAUACAGGACAAUAUUCAAAUAUUAUUACAGCAGAGAUAAUAACAUUGAAGGAUGCUUCUAAUAAAGGUUUGAUUGAUGCUGAGACUUAUAAAGCUAUUACAGAACCAUUUCUGUUGGAUUAUCGCACAAAAAGAAAACUUAAUUUGAUCGAGGCUGUUCAGAAAAAACUGGUGGAUCCAAGAAAUAAAACUAUUCAAUUUGAUGAACAAAUUAUUAUGCCUGUUGCACGUGCUACCGCAGAAGGUAAAAUACCGUUAUUCAUUGGAGAGAAAUUGAAACGUAUUGAUAAAAUGACAUUCGCUGAAGCAUUAAGCAAAGGGAUGAUUGAUGUUGUACAAAAUCGAUUUACUGAUUCUGAUUCGGGAAGGCAGAUGUCGAUUAAUCAGGCAAUUGAGGAAGGAUAUAUUGAUACCGGUAAUGUUGAAGCUCCGGAAGACUCAAAUGAGCGGAAUCUGGCAAAUAUAUUGUCCACAGAAGAAUUCGACGAGAUUUCCGGACGAGUACGGGAUAAAAAAUCAGGCCUUUAUUUGACUUUCAAAUCCGCUGUUGAUCGUGAUAUUAUUGAUGGUGAUUCCUUGUUGCACGAUCUGGAAUCGAGCCAUACAAUGACAGUAAAAGAAGCAUUGAAUCAGGGACUUAUUGAUUCAGAUGGCAAAUAUAUCCACAGACGUACGGGAAUCAAAACUACACUUAAAGAUGCAGUAGCAAAAGGUUUGAUCGCCUUGAUUGCAUCUCCUAUGCAAGCUGCGCAAGCAAUCACAGAAGCCGUGAAACUUCGUGAUGCUGAAGGUUAUAGGUUCAAAUUGGAGUCAGUUGAUGACCGGAAAAUUGGAAGUGGAACACCACGCUAUAGAGAAGAGAUAACGAUCAGAAAACUCUCGUCACCUCACCGUCCUGAACCUGGUCUCUCACGACGAGUUAGGUCUAGCUCAGAAGCAUCGCGAGGAAGUAGAGGAAAAAGCCUAACUGAUGAUCCUCAGGCUAUGGCUGAUUUGCAGCACGAAUUUUUAGAUAAUCUACGAGGACGUGGUUUUGAUGUUGAAGAAAAAGUCAUCGAGCGUCCAGAAAGCAAUGCACGAGUUUCGAUCCGUGAGGCAGCGGAAAGUGGCCUGCUUGAUGUUAUCACAGGUGACAUUGUUCAUCCAACAAGUGGUCGGCGAUAUUCAAUUCCGCGAGCAUUGCAUAUGAAAAUGAUGACACCUGAUGCGGCCAAGCGAAUGAUGGAGACAUUGAAUAUUUCUGUUGAGGAUUUGGGACAGACACCAUUAAUUGAGUCUGUUAGCGCUAGUCCUUCAGAAUCCAGCAUUAAAGUUUACACGAAAACUGUCAGUUGGCGCGGUCACCCAUCUGAAUUGCGACAAACAACUGAUCCACUUGCGCCAUAUACAACCUAUACAUCAUCAACAUCAUCCACAGCAAUGCGUACUUCCGAUUUGUUCCCUCAGUAA